AUGCGCGGGUGGUGCCGCUUGCGCGUGCGUUACUUCUACCAGCGCCUGCUGUCGUCCGUCUCGCGCGUGCAGGAGAUGUCGGCGCUGGUGAAGGUGUUCAACGGGUACGGCCCGCGCAGCAGCACGAACCUCACCUACUGGGGGCUGGCGGGGUGUGCGGACAACCGCAGCAUGGAGCUGUACAACGCCGCCACCCUGGGCAUGUCGGACCUCACCACGGGCACUCUCGUCAUGCUCGUGGACGACAGCGACAGGCCAGUGGUUGAGCGCAUCACAGGCCGGCCCAUCCUGUCGCUGCUGGGCCUGCCGUCCCCCCGCAAGCCGCUGUACAUAGUGAACGUGCUGGGCGGAAUUGAAGCGGCUGACCCCAUCCCGCCCUUCACGGACUUCUCUUCCACUGUGGCCCCUGGCGUCCUCCCCACCUUACUCCUGGGCACCCCUGCCGCCUCCCCGCCUUUAUUUUUCGGCGGAAAUCAUCGUGUGGGCACUGUGUUGAUGGUGCCUAUCCGGCGCCAUCCUGUGCCACCGGACGCGUCACCAGAGCAGCAGAGGGAGAGUGUGAGCACCGUGUGGGCAGGCUUCUACUUCCUCGAGGAGGACCUUCACUACCUCCUUGCACUGCUUCAUAAUGGCACCGGCCCCCCCUACUCACUGGCCAUGUACGACACAACCGACCCAUUGCAGCCCAUUCAGGUGGUCGGCCCGGAGCCCCUGCGUGUGCAGAAUGGGUCCUUCUACCCAUACGUGCUUCCUGGGCCUGUCGUGCCGCACCCUAAGCACGUUGAACCCUUUCCCGAGGACCUGCUGGGCCGCAAGUACGAGGCGCACUGCAGGUUCGAGGGCGCGUACCCCAAGUGGGAGCUCGUGUAUGCCCCCAUGCUGCUGGGCCUGCUCGUGCUGCUCGUGGCCAUGCUGCUGUCUGCAGUCAUUGCGGUGCUGGCGUGGAAGCAAAGGCAGAUGGCAGAGGCGGUGGCGGAGAUGCAGGUGUGCACGGCGGCGCUGGAGAAGGCCGAGCGCUCCAAGAGUGAGACGGUGGCCAACACCUCGCAUGAGCUGCGCACCCCCAUCGUUGGCAUGAUAGGCAUGAUAGAAGAACUGCUGGAGUCGCGGUUGGAGGAGUGGCAGGUGGCGGAUCUGCGGGUGGCGAGGGCAUGUGCGGGCGAGACGGUGGAGCUCAUCAACCGAGUGUUGGACCUCGCCAAGCUGCAGGCCGGCCGCCUGCAGCUCGAGACUCUCCCGUGCUGCCUGCGCCGCAUCGUUCGGGACGCGACGGCACUCGCUGCCUCAGAUGCGCACACAAAGGAGUCGCACGUGACAUGCCACGUGGACGAGAGUGUGCCAGCUGUCCUCAUGGGGGAUCCAACUCGCCUCUUGCAAGUCAUCGGGGAGCUCACGGCCCACGCCAUCGGCAACACCACAGGGGGCCACGUGACCUUCCACGUCGGCUGCAUCCCUCCCCCGCCUCCCCUCCCCGCUUCAACCAACUGUUUCGAUCUGCACGGGCCAUCCAACACCUCGCCUGCCACUCAGCCUCCCUCAAAUCCUGGGGCCUCCUCCACGUGGCACCAGCUGGCUGCCUGUGUGCGCCGCUUCCCCCCUCCCACCGCCCUCGCGUGCCUCCCUCGGAUCCAAGCGGGAAGGCCGGGUGGCAGGGCCAAGAGCAGAGGAGGGGAGGAGCAGCGGCAGAUGGGGUUGAUUGAGCGCUGCUGCAGGCGCGUGGCAGCGGCUACAGGCAUGGGGGCGGCAGGCAGGGGGGCGGCAGGCAGGGGGGAGUAUGAAGGGUCAAGUGGGAGGGGAGGAGAGGAGGCACAUGGUGGGGCUGGGCGGUUGGAGGAGGAGGUGAGGGAGUGGGUGGAGGAAGCGUGCAGGGCGAGGGCGGAGGGCGAGUGGAUGGUGGUGGUGGUAUGUGAGGACACGGGCGGUGGUAUACCACCGGAGGAGAUGCGGUGGGUGCUGGACCCACACGGGGACUCCCACCACGCUGCACACAUCUCUCAUGCACCACCCGCUGCUGCUGCUGCUGAUGCUGCUGAUGCUCGUGGUGAUGGCGACAAUCAGAAUGGUCAAGGCGUCAAGCAGGGCUCUUUCUUUCCCUUCUCUCUCAUUCGCCGCCCCAAGAGGCGAGCAACCACAACUGCUCUCACGCACGAGCAGAAGGCAGCUGCUCGCCCCCGCUGGACGCCCUACCCGGUUCGCUUCCUGCUCUCCACCGCCCUUGUGGCGGAGAUGCGGGGAGACAUGGCAGUGCUGUCAGACGCCGCCACAGGCACCGCCAUUCUGCUGGCGCUGCCCCUGGGGGGAGGGGAGGACGUUGACAGCAGUGGGGACGGGGAGUGGGAUGAGGAGGAGGGUGGUGGGGAAAGGGAUGGGUGCGGGUCGGGGUGUGAAGGGGAGCGUGAGGAAUUUGCGAGUGGCGCAAAGCCAGGCAUGCCGCAGCAGGCAUCUGUCCAGCAGCAACAGCAACGGGCAUCACGAACUCACUCUCACCUCAAGCCGCAGGCCAGCGUAUCCGAUGCCUUAGAGGAUGCAGGAGAGGCCACGGGGGAGUUGCCAGCGGUGGCGGCACAGGCAGCAGCGAAAGAGGAGGAGCCGAUACCAGUGGUGGUGAAGGCGGUGCGGCGAACAGCACGGUCGCAUUCUCUCCCCAAACCUCAUUUCCACACGGAGGGCCUGGGAGACGCGGAGGCGCCGGUCCCAGCGGUGGUGUCGGGGCGGCAGACAAGGCGGGCGCACUCGCUCCCCAGAAUGCAUGGCCAGAUGGAGGGAGCGGAGGAGGCGGAGGUGCUGGUGCGAGCAGCGGUGGCGGGGUGGUCGGUGGCAGUGGUGGAUGACAACGCGGUGAACCGCAUGGUGGCACGCAGAACACUGCAGGGCUACGGGGCGCACGUGCUGCUGCUGCCCUCCGGGGAGGACGCGCUGCAAGCGCUCUCCUCUGCUUUCUCCUCUCCCACGGCCUCCCCUUCCAUCCACCUGUUGCUCCUCGACCUGCACAUGCCGCCCGGCAUUGACGGGUGA
Molecule: messenger RNA, 3015 nt
Organism: Closterium sp. Yama58-4
Lineage: Eukaryota; Viridiplantae; Streptophyta; Zygnematophyceae; Desmidiales; Closteriaceae
Source: the annotation of a GenBank genome assembly